Molecule: messenger RNA, 2528 nt
Organism: Actinia tenebrosa (Australian red waratah sea anemone)
Lineage: Eukaryota; Metazoa; Cnidaria; Anthozoa; Actiniaria; Actiniidae
Cellular component (GO): plasma membrane
Molecular function (GO): protein binding
Source: RefSeq, a predicted model, not a curated record
CGCAUGCGUCAAUUUAGAAGCUACUUUUCUUGUGGUUCUGUCAAUGAUUCCUGUCAAGUGUUUAUUUUCGAGCGAUCAAAUUUCAUUCCUAGAUUGAAAUCAAACCCUUAAGGACAUGGAUGGAAACUCUAGAUUACAUGUCCGGUUCGACAAAAUCCUGAUCUUUUUGAAUCUUGUGUUUUGUACCUUGAUCAGCCUAUCCAGCUCGUGUCCAAGUCCUUGUGUAUGUGGAUUUCAAAGUGGAUCUAAAUGGAUUGAAUGUGUUGGUGCGAAUUUUACAACUCUGCCUAACGAUAUACCACUAGAUACAAAUUUAAUGUUUUUGACGAACACCAAAAUUACCAGCUUUUCUGCAAAUGCUUUCUCAAAAUUAUCACAUCUCGUAAAAAUUGAAUUGUUACAAAAUAAAAUAGAAAAUAUUACAGAUGGAGUUUUUAAUGGCCUAUCAAAGUUAAAGACAUUAAAUCUACCAAAUAACGGAAUAAGAAGAAUAUCUAGUAAUGCAUUUGGUGGGUUAACUACUCUGACCAAAUUGUCACUGUCAGACAACAAGCUAACGAGUCUACCCGAAGAUAUGCUAAAAGACCAGGCGAAUUUAAACACACUUCACCUUAAUGGCAACAAUCUUACAAGGAUUUCCAGCGACAUGCUACGCAAGCAAACUAAGCUUGCAAUUCUAUAUCUAAACAAAAACCAAAUACAAAGCAUAGAAGACAAAGCUUUCGAGUCAGCAGGAAAGACCCUUCUUAUGGUUAACCUUGAAAACAACAGGCUAACGUCUUUGCCCAGAGCGCUUAACGGUAUAAAAAGUGCGCAAUUAAUACAAAUAGGUCUUGGUAACAACCUCAUCACACUGAUCCCACAAGAAGCAGAACCAUUUUUUGAACGAGUGAAAAAUUCCCAAGGCAAAAUAUCCCUUUCUGGUAAUCCAUUGGUGUGUACGUCGGGUCUUCAAUGGCUGCAGACUUGGAUCAAACAGAACAAGAAACAUGUGCAAGACUACGAUGAAGUGAUGUGUGCUAAAGUGGGUGGCAACACAACCAAACUAAUAGACUAUAACUUCAACAGUACAGUUUUUCCCGAGACAACAGCACCAACUACGACAUCAACAAGCACAACAACAGCACCAACAAGUACGAUACAAAUAACCACAAUACUACCUUCUACACACACGUCACCACUAACAACACUAAAACCACAAACAACUGUAUCGACACAACCCAUAACAACAACAACCAAACUGUUAACCGAUUGGCUUACGAGUACUUCCCGAGUGAUGUCAAUAACCGAGGCAUUGACGAGAGCUACCGACGUCAUAACGAGAAAAUCCCCAAACGUUAAGAGUACUCAAGAAAUGCCAGCCAGUGGAUCAGCGUCUUCUGCUAACAUAACCCAUAAUAUUUUUACCAACCCAACACCAAAGACAGACGAAGCGGACAUGACAGCCCUCAAAAGAAAUAAAUACAUCAUCCUGGCCACGUGUUUGUCAGCCGCCUUCAUUGGCCUCGUCGUAUUCGUAGCCAUGUAUUGUUUCCAAAGCAAAAUUGUUAAGAGAGACAAAGUGUUGACCACAAGGUAUGAUAGAGUCAGAAUAGUCUAGUAGGGACAGUGAAUGGCUUCAAGAUCAAAGGAUAUUGAAGAAACAUGCCGUAUGUUAUUACCGGGUUUCAAACUGCUGAUAAAGUUUUUUGAGCCUCAUUAUCUGCUCCAAGUGGUGGUCAAACACUGACCACCAAGUGCUGUCAGCCAGAAAGAAUUCUAUCGAAAACGUACGACCAGAUUCAGCUGAUGAACAUAUCGGAGACAGGAAAUGACGUCAAAUGAAACCACUCAACAAAGAACCAACAUGUACAUAGACUAAUAGAGUGUUUAACUGAUGUAGGUUGUGGUCACGUGACGACUUUCGGUCACGUGGUUUCUUUCCCUUCGAAAAAUUUUAGAAAGUGUGCUUCAAAAGCACUUUUAAACAAGAAAGGUAUAACAAGUUUUUAUUUCAUUUGAAACCUAUGCUUUAGCUUCAAAAAUAUCAAUAGUAAAUUAUUUAAGAAAUUAAGAUUUUAAACUCAAGCGGGGAUUGAGUUAAAGAUAGACCUUUAAAUACCGUUUACAAAACGUGGCUUAAAAAGGUUUUAUAUAAUUGAUUGGCAAAAUUCGAUAUUUUUAUACUUCAUGUAUGUAGAAAACGUUUAGAUCUUCUUGAAUUUUUUUAUAUUUUUCGAGCUUUUUUAAGUUUAAAAUUUUUUACGAAACUUAUAAAAUGAUAGGUAUUAGUUGGGGUCGCGGUUUCGUUCAUCUUUCAUACAAAAAUAAACAAAUUUUUGACUGUGGGCUCGACUUUAAAUACAGUCGUUAAAAAGACAUGCUUCAGGUCCAUAAUGCAUUGUGGCCUUGGUAUGUGGUCGUUAUCAUUUUUUAUCUUUAGAGUUUUCAGAUGUUUACGUAUUGAUUAUCAAAUAUCUAUAAAUAUUGUUAUAAUGGUAUAUUUUUGAUAUUUUUAUAACUUUCAUAAUAAAAACUGCUUUUUUUCA